This is a messenger RNA of Penicillium digitatum Pd1, 2382 nucleotides long. The record is from RefSeq and is a predicted model, not a curated record. NCBI's taxonomy places the organism in Eukaryota, Fungi, Ascomycota, Eurotiomycetes, Eurotiales, Aspergillaceae.
AUGGAAUCUUCCCAGUUGUCGCUGGCAGCAAGCCUGCUGCCUAGUCUUCUUUCUUCGGCCAUCACCCCGUCGAUAUCAUCCACAGUCGCGGCUUCUUCUACCCACCAACUACUUGUUCCACCAUCAAAUUUCUCCUCGGAAACCCCCCAUAACUAUGAUGGGGGUAACGGGGGAAAUAUGCAUAAAUGGUCAUCGCUGAUUGGAAUUAUUACGGCUUUGUGCGGGAAUGUUUUGAUCUCAUUGGCGCUCAAUAUCCAACGCUACGCGCAUAUUCGGAUCGCAAGAGAAUGGGAGCAGGAUAAAAAUCGCUACGGGGAAUACAGAAACAAUAGAACCCGGGUUCGUUCAAGGGGAAGAUCCCAGGCUCAAUACCGAGACACUGAGCAGAAUGAUUUCGAACCUUAUCGCGACGAUGAUGGCGACAACACCGAAGGGAGGAACACUGGUUCGAGCUCGCGGGCCACUAGCCCUGGAAGCAAGGAUGGCGCAUACGGCAACCGCAAAUCCCACCUCAAGUCUCCAUACUGGUGGGUUGGAAUCGUGCUUAUGGUCGUGGGGGAGCUGGGCAAUUUCAUGGCCUACGGGUUUGCACCGGCGUCGAUUGUCUCUCCAUUGGGAGUUGUGGCUUUGAUAUCGAAUUGCAUCAUUGCACCAUGCUUACUCAAGGAACAAUUUCGCAAACGAGAUCUCUGGGGCGUACUCGUCUCUAUUGUUGGUGCCGCCGUUGUGGUCCUCAGUGCUAAAUCGUCCGAAAAACAAUUUGGACCUCAUGAAAUUUGGGCCAACAUCACACGAUGGGAGUUCCAACUCUAUCUCGCAUUGACCACAUCGUUGAUUGUCGGUCUCAUGUGGGCAAGCCACCGGUAUGGCUCGCGAUCGAUUUUUAUCGAUGUUGGGCUUGUUGCAUUAUUUGGCGGGUAUACGGCUCUUUCUACGAAAGGAAUCUCUUCGCUUCUGUCUGGCACCUUGUGGCACGUUAUUACAUUCCCUAUAACGUACAUACUUGUCUUCGUCCUUGUCGCCAGCGCAUUGAUGCAAAUUCGAUACAUCAAUCGUGCUCUGCAACGCUUCGAUUCCACGCAGGUGAUCCCAACGCAGUUUGUUCUCUUCACUCUAGCUGUCAUUGUCGGAAGUGCAGUCCUUUACCGUGAUUUUGAAUCUAUAACGGCUGACCGCGCGACAAAGUUUGUUGGCGGUUGUCUGUUGACUUUCCUCGGGGUUUCCUUCAUCACUAGCGGCAGAGUCCGCGCCGACGAUGAAUCGUCAUUUUCAUCCGAAGACGAGGAAGAGUCCAUUGGUUUACGCAAUGGCGAAAGGUAUCAUGACAUAAUUGAUUUGUCUCCGUCUAGCCAUCAAUUGCCAAAGACAACGGAUGUUUCCAGAGAAGCACCAUGUGACGUCGUCCCACAGUCCCCACAGCGGUCUAUAUUGAGCCAAGGCACCAAUGAAGUUGAUGAUAACCAGUCUACUCCUAGAGGCAUUCUCUCCGCCGCGCUAUCUUCACCUCGUGGAUCUUUAAUCGAUGCAUCUCCAUUGUCUGCUCCGUCGUUUGACUUCACAUCACCACUGCGGCCCCCAUCUCGCAUGUCCAACCCAUGGGCAGACAUCCAGGAUCAGGGUGUUGGGACACCGCAGUCUGAUAUCCGCCUCGUUACUCCCCCUCUACAGGAGCACGAGACACCACAACCCUCGACAGUCCUGCUGCGGUUCCCUCCUGCACCUGGUAUUGAGGAAGUAGCGGGGGUCAAUGGAAUCGCCAGUCCCGUACGACGUACUUCAACCCCCACGCUUUUAGACCAAGCCGGCCAUUCUACUCGCAAUGAAGCUCCCCUUGAAACACCAUCGCGGCGCACUUUGCGCAACUCCAUCUCUCACCGUUUCUCCCCUGGGCCCCUGCUUCCUACACUUUCCGGUGGCUUCACUGCCGUGGUUGCCGAUUCUAUCCGGCGUAGCGAUGGUAGUCCUCUCAAAGAUCGGACAAGGCGGAGAUUGGGACGUCGGCGUCAACUCGACGGCGCUUUAGCAGAUCCUUCUCUCGAAGGAAACAGUCAUGCAGCGCUUUCACUUGCAACUGCUCGACUGCAGUCCGCCACCAACCUAGCGGACAGAACCGCGGAUGCUGGCCGUCCGACGUCAGCUGUCCCGACAGGGAUCAAUACCAUACCAGCGCCACUCAUCAAUGAAGAUGUGACCCGUCUUCGCAGCUUGAGUGACUCGUGGAAUGGUGGGCUUGCGUGGCUGGGUGGUGCUCUCCGCAAAACCCAGAACACCAAACCCGACAGUGUUGCUGCUACGGAAACGCCAACACCAGAAAAUAGGACACAGCCUGAGCCAAGCUACAACACUGGUGAUUCUGACACCGAGAUAGAAGAUCGGCGAUAA